AUGAUGCUGGGAGUGCCGGGUAACUGCCUCAUCCUCCGUGUGUAUUGGAGCAAGCUGCGUAAGACUAGCACCCAUGUUCUCAUCAUGGGCUUAGCCUGGGCCGAUCUCCUGGCCUCUGCGUUUCAGAUCUUCAGGAUCGCCUCCAACUGUCUGCUCCUCGAGCAGGCACCGCCAGCCUACAAAAACUGCACAGACUACUUCCUGCACACUGCAAUCGGCACCUCGGCCCUGAUAACGUGCGUCAUUGCGUUCGAUCGCUACGACUGCGUCUGCCGGCCGCACCACCGUCUUCUCAGCCGUAAGAGGGCGAUGAUAGCCGCGGUGUGCUGCCUGGCUACGGACGCCACCGUCAAUUCGCCAGAGAUCCUGGAGGUCUUCCAUCCCUCUGGCCUCACGUCAGUGAUUCUGCUGACCUUCCAAAUCUUUACCUGUUUCUCUGCAGCUGUGCUGAUGGUUGUGUGUUACAGCAAGGUUUACACAACCAUACGCGAACACGUCAAAGUUGGCGUUGCAAGCAGCAUCAGUGGACGUGUCCGAGACAGUUCCGCACAACAAUCAACACAGAUUGUAUCAUGCUACACAUCCGAGGCCAACAGUAUCACACUGCAAUGCAAGUCUAAUUGUAACGCACCCUCGUCAGCUAAGUUUGCUCCCUCAGCUGCAACCGAAGAGGACAAGGGAGAAGAAAGCAAUCCUACCCCCUCGGACAAACCCACGAGCCACAUCAGAGAGGCAUCCAAGGCUCCACGUGGACCCCAGGCGGGAGCCUCUCUGCAGCAACCAGCAACCAAGCUGGAGCGAAAAACCACCAGGAUGUUGCUGAUAUCCAGCGUGGUGUUCCUGAUAUCCUGGCUGCCGUACAUCGUCUACAUCAUCCUCAACCUCUCAGACCUACAACGACAUGGCGCCAUCUCGCCCACUGCUCUGCUGGUAGUGCACCUGGCCACGUACUGUGUGUACAUCAACCACGCCGUCAACCCAAUCAUUUACGGAGUGGCCAACAGGCGAUUUCGAGAGGACUGCAAAAAGGAACUGAGGAAAUUAAGAUGUUGGUAAAACCGUUCCACAGAACAAUAGAACAAGCCGUCUGUGACGUCAUGCCAACAUGCAAUCGACAGGUAAAUGUUAGCCCUAGAAUUGUUCGCUUGGGUUUUUUUUGGCCUUCAGUGAAACAAAGUCAACACUUUUGUAACAGCUAUAAUUUUUAAGAGGUACACAUGCAGUUCAAAAUAGAACGGUUUUCUAUUCCAUUUCAAAGUCAUG
Patiria miniata (bat star) is the source of this 1263-nucleotide messenger RNA. Its product is annotated as gastrin/cholecystokinin type B receptor-like. Gene Ontology annotation, cellular component: membrane. The record is from RefSeq and is a predicted model, not a curated record. NCBI's taxonomy places the organism in Eukaryota, Metazoa, Echinodermata, Asteroidea, Valvatida, Asterinidae. The transcript has a single exon. Gene Ontology annotation, biological process: neuropeptide signaling pathway. Gene Ontology annotation, molecular function: G protein-coupled peptide receptor activity. Bases 1 to 1056 code for a protein of 351 amino acids.